AUCUGUUUUAUUGAAAUACUUAAUAUACUUCAAAAGAGGUUAUUAGAAAGAUGAACAACUUUAGCUCACUUGUAAAGAUUUUGGAUGAGAAUCAUCUCAAAGGUCCAAAUUAUAGUGAUUGGAAAAGGAAUUUGAAUAUUGUACUCAUUGCUGAAAAGUUGGUUCAUGUUUUGAAUGAAGAACCACCAAUUAUGCUUGAACCAGGUGCAGAUGACAAUGCUCAAGAAGCUUACCAAUUAUGGUUUGACCAUGAUUCCUUUGCUAAGUGUUAUAUAUUAGCAUCUCUUGAGAAUAGGCUUCAAAAGCAACAUGAGAAAAUGGCUACUACUAAGGAUAUAAUAGCAAUCUUGAAAGAGAUGUUUGGACAACAAAAUCAUUCUGUAAGACAAUCUACUAUGAAAGGGCUUAUGUCCACCAAGAUGACUGAAGGAACUCCAGUACAUGACCAUCUCAUGAUGAGGAUAGGCUUUAUUAAUGAACUGGAAUCUCUUGGGUCUGAGAUAGACAAUGAGACAAAGAUAGAUGCGAUCUUAUCUUCACUACUAGAUUCAUUUAAUCAAUUUGUUUUGAAUAUUAAUAUGAAUAAGAUGGUAGUAACCCUUCUUAAGCUUUGUAAUAUGUUACAAAGAGCUAAGGAACUAAUUAAGAAAGAGAAGCUUAUAAUUAUGAUAGUAGAAAAAGGAAAGUCCUCAAAGCCUAAGUAUAAAAACAAGAAAAGGAAAUUUGGGAACAACAAAGGUUUUAAACAAACCCUAGGAGGCAAUGCUAAAAAGGUGAAAAGGGAUAAAUUAAAAGAUGCUUGUCAUUUUUGUGGAAAGAAAGGUCAUUGGAAAAGAAAUUGUCACCAAUACCUAACUUCACUCAAGAAACCUUCAGAAGGUAUGUUAAUAAAUUUACUCAUUGUUGAAACCAAUUUGUUGGAUGGAAUUGAGAAUUCUUGGUGUAUUGAUUCUGGUGCAACCUCUCAUGUUUGUAAUACAUUGCAUGGUUUUCAGGAAAUAGAAGGUUGAAGGAAGGGGAAAUCAUUUUGCUUUUAGGAACAUCAACAAGAGUUGCGACAACUUCUAUAGGAACUUUUAGUUUAGUUUUGCAAGGAGGAACUAUUUUAUUUUUAAAAGAUUGUCUUUAUGUACCACAAGCUAGGAGGAAUUUGAUUUCUAUUUCUAAAUUAGCUGAACAGAGUUAUUCUUUUUUAUUUCGCAAACAUAUUGUUACCAUUCAUUUAAAUAAUAAAUUCAUGGCAUCAGG
Rubroshorea leprosula is the source of this 1248-nucleotide messenger RNA. Lineage: Eukaryota; Viridiplantae; Streptophyta; Magnoliopsida; Malvales; Dipterocarpaceae. The record is from the annotation of a GenBank genome assembly.